GUGUGAAAGCAUGGACUCUGUGGACUAAAGAGAGCUUGACUCAUCAGUCAGCCUGCUCCGGAGAGUCGCGUUGAAGAAGCAGAAACCUCUUUUUUAAAGCCUCUUUUGUUUGGAUUUCUUCAAUCAUGUGGCUUUAUAGCUUCUUCCUCAGUUUUGACCUAAAAAGCUUGCUGCUGUUUGCUGUGCUUUUCCUGCUGAUCGCAGAUUACCUGAAAAACAGGAAGCCACACAACUACCCUCCUGGACCUCUGGCUCUUCCCAUUGUGGGGAACAUACUGAGCAUGGACAGCAAACAUCCACAUGUUUAUUUUACCAAGUUGGCCAAAGAGUAUGGGAAUGUCUUCAGUGUCCGUCUUGGCAGUGAAAAGAUGGUGUUUGUUUGCGGAUACAAGAUGGUGAAGGAAGCCAUCGUGUCCCAAGCAGAUAAUUUUGUGGACCGGCCACACAGUGCACUGGCUGAGAGAGUUUACUCAGGAACUGAAGAUGGUUUGUUUGUGAGCAGUGGGGAGAAAUGGAAGAGACAGCGACGCUUUGCCUUGUCUACCCUGCGCUCCUUCGGCCUGGGCAAAAACAACAUGGAGCAGUGCAUCUGUGAGGAGCUGCGAGUCCUGCAGGAAGAGAUUGAGAAGGAGAAAGGAGGUCUUUUCACACCAGCAGGCCUCUUUAACAACGCUGUGUCCAACAUUAUUUGCCAGUUGGUGAUGGGGAAACGGUUUGACUACUCUGACCACAAUUUCCAGCUCAUGCUGAAGUAUUUAUCAGAGGCUAUUCAGCUUGAGGGAAGCAUCUGGGGUCUGCUCUAUGAUGCAUUACCUGGACUGAUGAAACACCUGCCAGGUCCUCACAACAAUAUUUUCAGUAACUAUGGAACUCUGCUGAACUUUAUUGGUGAGGAGGUGAAGAGGCACAAGCAGGACCUGGACCACAACAAUCCCAGAGACUACAUUGAUGCUUUCAUCAUUGAGAUGAAGAAUCACAAACAGUCUGACCAGGGUUUUUCUGAAGCCAACCUGACUCUGUGCUCUCUGGACCUCUUCCUGGCUGGAACAGAAACAACUUCCACUACUUUGCUAUGGGCUUUGGUUUACCUCAUCAGAAACCCUGAUGUCCAGGUGAAAGUCCAGGAGGAGAUCGAUCGGGUGAUCGGGCAGACCAGACAUCCGACCAUGGCGGACAGACCCAACAUGCCCUACACUGAUGCGGUCAUCCACGAGAUCCAGAGAAUAGGAAACAUCGUCCCUUUGAAUGGGUUGAGGAGAGCAGCUCAGGACACCACACUGGGCGGUUACUACAUACCAAAGGGUACGUCCCUGAUGCCCAUGUUGACCUCGGUGCUGUUUGAUGAGACUCAAUGGGAGACUCCGGACACCUUCAACCCCGGGCACUUCCUGAAUGCUGAGGGCAAGUUUGUCAAACCAGAAGCAUUUCUGCCUUUCUCUGCAGGGAAACGGGUGUGCCUUGGAGAGAGCCUUGCCAAGAUGGAGCUGUUCCUGUUUUUGGUGGGAUUACUGCAGAAGUUCUCCUUCUCUGUUCCUGAUGGAGUAGAACUGAGUACAGAAGGGAUUACUGGAACCACACGUGUACCUCUCCCCUUCAAAGUUAGCGCCAAGAUUCGCUGAAUGACAGAACAUCUAACCAAACCACUUUCUAUAUAAACAAAGGAGAGCUCUAAACUCCAUUUAUAAUUAUGUCCGUAAGACUAAAGUAGAUUAAACUCUGAGCUAAGAUUAUCAACAAACCUUGGGAACAUGAUGAAUAGUUAAAUAAUUUCUUGAACUGUCACAGAAACUUGUUUUUUGUUUGUUUGUUUGUUUGUUUGUUUUGUUUUUUAAACUCAUCAAACCCAUCACAUACCAAUUCCAAUAUAUCAACAGCCUAUAGGGGUCCAUUGUUUUGACUCAAAAUUUCAAUAUUUUAUGGCACCACUGCAUCUGUAAACCAAAGGGAUCAAACAUGACCUGUGGGUCAAGACAGACAAAGUUGGUGGACUGAUUUCAUCUUCACUGUGAUAUGUUUCAUCAUCACUUUGAUAUGUUGCUCAUAUAUCAAUAUAUCAGUUUGUGUAGAUUAUGAUGUUCAUGGUAUCUUUACAGGAUGGUGAUUUUAUACAUAAAUCUAUGUAACAAUCUGUAUUGCAUCUGUGAUUGUUGUCAAUAUUGAUCCUCUGUAAAUUUCCUCUUGUGGGACGAAUAAAGGAUUUUCUGUUCUA
Messenger RNA from Salarias fasciatus (jewelled blenny), 2209 nucleotides. Its product is annotated as cytochrome P450 2J6-like. Bases 126 to 1619 code for a protein of 497 amino acids. Gene Ontology annotation, molecular function: iron ion binding; heme binding; oxidoreductase activity, acting on paired donors, with incorporation or reduction of molecular oxygen, reduced flavin or flavoprotein as one donor, and incorporation of one atom of oxygen. NCBI's taxonomy places the organism in Eukaryota, Metazoa, Chordata, Actinopteri, Blenniiformes, Blenniidae. The transcript is spliced from 9 exons. The record is from RefSeq and is a predicted model, not a curated record. Gene Ontology annotation, biological process: xenobiotic metabolic process. Gene Ontology annotation, cellular component: intracellular membrane-bounded organelle; cytoplasm.